Molecule: messenger RNA, 2015 nt
Organism: Tupaia belangeri chinensis (Chinese tree shrew)
Lineage: Eukaryota; Metazoa; Chordata; Mammalia; Scandentia; Tupaiidae
Gene: WNT1
Product: Wnt family member 1
Exons: 4
Coding region: 1-1113 (370 amino acids)
Biological process (GO): neuron differentiation; multicellular organism development; canonical Wnt signaling pathway
Cellular component (GO): extracellular region
Molecular function (GO): frizzled binding; cytokine activity
Source: RefSeq, a predicted model, not a curated record
AUGGGGCUCUGGGCGCUGCUGCCCGGCUGGGUUUCUGCUGCGCUACUGCUAGCGCUGGCCGCUCUACCCGCAGCCUUGGCCGCCAACAGCAGUGGCCGAUGGUGGGGCAUCGUGAACGUAGCGUCCUCCACGAACCUGCUGACCGACUCCAAGAGUCUGCAGCUAGUGCUCGAGCCCAGUCUGCAACUACUGAGCCGCAAACAGCGGCGGCUGAUCCGCCAGAACCCGGGGAUCCUGCACAGUGUGAGCGGUGGUCUGCAGAGCGCGGUGCGCGAGUGCAAGUGGCAGUUCCGGAACCGCCGCUGGAACUGCCCCACUGCUCCGGGGCCCCACCUCUUCGGCAAGAUCGUCAACCGAGGCUGCCGGGAAACAGCGUUUAUCUUUGCCAUCACCUCCGCCGGGGUCACCCAUUCCGUGGCGCGCUCCUGCUCUGAGGGCUCCAUCGAGUCCUGCACGUGCGACUACCGGCGGCGCGGUCCUGGGGGUCCUGAUUGGCACUGGGGAGGGUGCAGCGACAACAUCGACUUCGGCCGCCUCUUCGGGCGAGAGUUCGUGGACUCCGGGGAGAAAGGGCGGGACCUGCGCUUUCUCAUGAACCUCCACAACAACGAGGCGGGCCGCACGACCGUGUUCUCCGAGAUGCGCCAGGAGUGCAAGUGCCACGGGAUGUCCGGCUCCUGCACCGUGCGCACGUGCUGGAUGCGGCUGCCCACGCUGCGCGCGGUGGGCGACGUGCUGCGCGACCGCUUUGACGGCGCCUCUCGAGUCCUCUACGGCAACCGCGGCAGCAACCGCGCUUCGCGGGCCGAGCUGCUGCGCCUUGAGCCGGAAGACCCAGCGCACAAGCCGCCUUCCCCCCACGACCUCGUCUACUUCGAGAAAUCGCCCAAUUUCUGCACAUACAGCGGACGCCUGGGGACGGCGGGCACUGCAGGGCGCGCCUGCAACAGCUCGUCGCCCGCGCUGGACGGCUGCGAGCUGCUCUGCUGUGGCCGGGGCCACCGCACGCGCACGCAGCGCGUCACCGAGCGCUGCAACUGCACCUUCCACUGGUGCUGCCAUGUCAGCUGCCGCAACUGCACGCACACGCGCGUAUUGCACGAGUGUCUGUGAGGCGCUGUGCGGACUCGCCCCCAGAAACGCUCCCCUCAUGCUCUCCCCAAAACAGACUCGCUGGCUCUCAAGACCCUGAUAUGCGCCCACCCAGUACCUCCAGCCACACCCCGCGGCUCAAGCUAUCCCAUCUCUCCCACCUCCUCCUACCUGGGGACUCCUCUAACCACUUGCCUGGGGCGGCACGAAUAUUCUUGCCAUCCUGAUGGACCUGCCCCGACCUACCUCCCUCCCUCUCCGCGGGAGACCCCUGUUGCACUGCCCCCUGCUUAGCCAGGAGGUGAGAGAAAUAUUCGUUCUGUCCCCCACCUGGGGUCAGCUCCUGAUGGUGCUGCUCUGUCUAUUCCACCACACCAGCCACCUCUCUACCUUUCUCUUUCCCCUUUGUCCGCAAUUUUCUCCAAGUCCCCACAGGUCCCUUGUAUCCCCCUGUCAAGGGUGCAGACCCGAACACACACCUGUGCAUAGGGACCUUUCUCCUCCCCACCCGCAGCUGAAGUAGGAGGUUCCAGGGUGAAAGGGCAGCUGUGGUGAUGUGGAAAAUGAAGUUGGGGGACUCAGCAGAAAUGCUGCCAUUCUUCUAGCCUCUGCCUUGGAGCCAUUGAACAGCUGUGAGCCUGGGCCACCUCCUACCCCUUCCUGUCCUGCCUCUUCAUCAGUGUGUAAAUAAUUUGCACUGAUCGUGGAUCCAAAGCCACGAGUUUGGUUGUUGUAAAUAAAACUAUUUAUUGUGCUGGGUUCCAGCCUGGUUUGCAGAGACCACCCCCAACCCAAUUCCUCUUCAUUCUCUCCUUUUGCUUUCCAGUCUUCUGUGAUUCCUCUUCUCCUCUUCCCAUUUUUCAGAGAUGCCUUUGCCUACCAGAAUCGGUAUUUCCUUCCACUGUAGCUAUUAGUGGCUCCUC